Messenger RNA from Photinus pyralis (common eastern firefly), 2137 nucleotides. Its product is annotated as phosphatidate cytidylyltransferase, photoreceptor-specific. Gene Ontology annotation, cellular component: endoplasmic reticulum membrane. The transcript has 7 exons. NCBI's taxonomy places the organism in Eukaryota, Metazoa, Arthropoda, Insecta, Coleoptera, Lampyridae. The coding region runs from base 160 to 1503 and encodes 447 amino acids. Gene Ontology annotation, molecular function: phosphatidate cytidylyltransferase activity. The record is from RefSeq and is a predicted model, not a curated record.
UGGCAGGUUUAUGAGCAGACGCACAUAACCUACAGAAGUCAAGUCAUUUGACAAUUUAUUGAUUUAUUUAAUUAUGUAUUGACACUCUGUAUUGUUUACAAAUAUGAACUAACCGAGCGUUUAUGAAAUAGAUUCACAGUCGACAAAAGUGCUACAAUCAUGUCGGAGUUACGAAAACGGCGCGAAGGUGAAGGUGAUGAGAAAAACGCAGAAUUAGAGAGUGACCAUAUCGACAGCGAGGAUGACAAGCUACUUGAUCAGCCUCCGUCGAUGGACUUGUCCGCAACUAUACCGACAGGAACCAAUAAAGCACCGUCGCUACUCGAAUCCCUAGUGAAAGACUUACCUGAUCGCUGGCGUAAUUGGGUCGUACGGGGAGUUUUCAGUUUUAUUAUGAUCUCAUUUUUUGUCUUCGUUAUUUACGGAGGUCCAGUUGCUCUAAUGAUUACGACUUUAGUCGUACAAGUGAAAUGUUUCGAAGAGAUAAUCAACAUAGGCUACGCUGUCUACAGAAUUCACGGACUUCCGUGGUUUCGAUCUCUAUCAUGGUACUUUCUGGUGACGUCCAAUUAUUUUUUUUACGGAGAAAGUUUGGUCGACUACUUUGGAGUUGCUUUUAACAGAACUGAUUUUUUGAGAGGUUUGGUCACCUACCAUCGUUUUAUAUCCUUCUGUCUGUAUUGUGGAGGAUUCGUAUGGUUCGUUUUAAGUCUAGUCAAAAAGUAUUAUAUGAAACAGUUCUCCUUGUUUGCAUGGACGCACGUAGCUUUAUUGAUUGUCGUCACUCAAUCGUAUUUGAUUAUAAAGAAUAUAUUUGAGGGAUUAAUUUGGUUUAUUGUGCCUGUCUCAAUGAUUAUAUGCAAUGAUAUUAUGGCGUAUGUGUUUGGAUUCUUUUUUGGGAAGACUCCAUUAAUAAAAUUGUCACCGAAGAAGACUUGGGAAGGAUUUAUUGGUGGGGGAAUCUCCACAGUUAUAUUCGGAUGCAUUUUCUCAUGGUUGUUGUGUCACUAUCCCUAUUUUGUUUGCCCAAUAACUUACAAUGAAGUGGAAGGUCAUAUGACAAUGGACUGCGAACCUAGCGCCUUAUUUAGACCAGCCGAGUAUACUUUACCCACAUAUUUGUCAGGAAUCUUGGGAUUUCUUGGAAUACGUAACACUAUAAGUUUGUAUCCGUUUAUUCUGCACUCUUUAUCGUUGUCGGUAUUUAGUAGCGUGAUUGGACCGUUUGGCGGAUUUUUUGCUUCGGGAUUUAAAAGGGCAUUUAAAAUAAAGGACUUUGGAGACGUGAUUCCUGGUCACGGUGGAAUAAUGGAUCGUUUUGAUUGCCAAUUUUUAAUGGCCACCUUUGUGAAUGUAUACCUGACUAGCUUUAUUCAAACGGAUAGUCCGCAGAAACUGCUCUCGCAAGUAUUAUACCUGAAACCUGAACAGCAGCUUCAGCUGUUUCACAUGUUGAAAGAUUCAUUAACAAAUCGAAAUUUACUGGAGCCACCGAUGAACUAAUCUUUUGACUUGUUCCUUGUUUAAUGUGCAAUAUGUACAAAAUAGGUACCUAUAUUUAAAUGGUAUUUUGAUGCAUUUACAGUGUGGAAUAGUUUUAGUUUGUUAUGUUUUAAAUAUUAUUUAUUUUUCAGUUUUAAGUUCAUUAGUAUGUAAUAUUUUUACAUAAAUUGCUAGAAACUUUAAGCUUUACCGAUUUAAAAUUUCGUGUGUUUAAAUGCAAUUUAAUUUGUGUGUUUCCCACUAAUUAAAUGAGGUCUGGGUGAGUACUAGUCUGUUUAAUCAGGUGUUAAUUGUUAAAGGGCCACUUCUUGCUCAAUUAGACACGUUCAUUUGGUAAUUUGUCAUCAAAUAGAAAUUUCUUGCAGUGUCAUCUCAGUAUUAAAACACAGAAGAUUUGCUUUUUAUAGAAGCUGAUUCAUUAAAUCAUAUGUUGUUGCUAAAUGUGCAGAAUUCGACAUAAUUCCAACAAUGAAUAAUGAUAAUCCUGACAAAAAUUUGUUAGCUACCCAUGAACUACAGGAACUGUGUCAAAGUAUUCCAUUCUCUUGCAAUGUUACCACUAAAGGUGGUGUUAAGGUUUUUCCAUUUGGUACCCUACAUCCAAAUCCCAUUUUAAUAAGCAAAACUUACAUUU